AUGGCUGAAAAACGAUUAUUUAAACGAAUAUUCAUUGGCUCUACAAAGAUAUCGAAAAUAUUUCAAAAGAGCUUCCAAGAAACAUCACAAGAUUACAAGGUACUUUGCACAUGCACCAACUGUUCACUUCCAAAUACUCCACAACAAAUAAUUCCAAGUACUCGUACGUUGAGUUGUUUUUGCGAACGGGGAUUUUGCAAGUGUUUAGAACCUAAAAUUUACCAUCCUGUUCCUCUGGUAUCAACAACAACUGCUGAUGCAUCAGUCGACAAUGAUACUGCGAUGGUGAUUCCUUCAUCUCCUACGGAUUCAGCAGAUGCUAGUGGUGCAUGUGGUGAUAAUAAUAUCGUUAACACUCUUUCGUCUUCUAUGCCUUCUGACGAUGAUGUACCUCCUAACAGAAUCAAAUCGAGGUGUUCCGGAGCUACAGUAACUACUGCUAGCAAAGCACUAGCAGAAAUAAACUGCACAGACUUAGCCAAGGACGCGGGUAAACGAGGAGCUGUUUACGAUAUGGUUUACGGUUCCGUAGACGCAUCUAAUGAAGAAAAUCAGCCUACGACUUCUGGGAAUAAUAAAAUGCUGCCAAGUAACGGAGAUUUCCUUUUAGUAAGCGUCCACGCUGGUAAGAAUAAAACUUAUACUUACGCAAGCCUUGCACAAAGUGAUCUCGAAGACGAUGGCGAGAUUAAAGUGAUAUUUCUCCGGGCAUACAAGGGUGCAACUAAGUUUAAAUUAGACGAAAACGAUAUAGCGUUUGUUGAAUUUAAUGAUAUUAUAAAAAAUUCUCCCUACACCAAAACAAAUAAUUAA
Messenger RNA from Parnassius apollo (apollo), 813 nucleotides. The record is from the annotation of a GenBank genome assembly. NCBI's taxonomy places the organism in Eukaryota, Metazoa, Arthropoda, Insecta, Lepidoptera, Papilionidae.